This is a messenger RNA of Equus caballus (horse), 806 nucleotides long. RefSeq names its product troponin I3, cardiac type (gene TNNI3). The record is from RefSeq and is marked validated. Gene Ontology annotation, cellular component: troponin complex. Lineage: Eukaryota; Metazoa; Chordata; Mammalia; Perissodactyla; Equidae. Gene Ontology annotation, biological process: skeletal muscle contraction; cardiac muscle contraction.
UGUCCUCAGUGAAGCUUGGGCAGACCGGACAAGACCGAAGUCCCGGGUUCCUUCAAGGUCACCCCGGACGCCCUCUCACUGGCCCUCCAAGAGCCCCUUGCCCCUUCUCUGCCUCCUGCAACUCCUGGCCUGAGACUCAGCAUGGCGGACCAGAGCGGCAAUGCGGCCCCGCCCCCGGUCCGACGCCGCUCCUCGGCCAACUACCGCGCCUACGCCACCGAGCCGCACGCCAAGAAAAAGUCUAAGAUCUCCGCCUCAAGAAAGCUGCAGCUGAAGACCCUGAUGCUGCAGAUUGCGAAGCAGGAGCUGGAGCGGGAGGCGGAGGAGCGGCGCGGAGAGAAGGGGCGCGCUUUGAGCACGCGAUGCCAGCCUUUGGAGCUGGCUGGGCUGGGCUUCGAGGAGCUGCAGGACUUGUGCCGACAGCUCCAUGCCCGUGUGGACAAGGUGGAUGAGGAGAGAUACGAUGUGGAGGCGAAAGUCACCAAGAACAUCACGGAGAUUGCAGAUCUGAAUCAGAAGAUCUUUGACCUUCGGGGCAAGUUUAAGCGGCCCACCCUGCGGAGGGUGCGGAUCUCUGCGGAUGCCAUGAUGCAGGCACUGCUGGGGACCAGGGCUAAGGAGACCUUAGACCUUCGGGCCCACCUCAAGCAGGUGAAGAAGGAAGACACCGAGAAGGAAAACCGGGAGGUGGGAGACUGGCGUAAGAACAUCGACGCGCUCAGUGGAAUGGAGGGCCGCAAGAAAAAGUUUGAGGGCUGAGCCGCCCUGGCCCUGAGAAUGGCCCUGAGGAAUAAAGCUUCUCUCUG